This is a messenger RNA of Ostertagia ostertagi, 585 nucleotides long. The record is from the annotation of a GenBank genome assembly. NCBI's taxonomy places the organism in Eukaryota, Metazoa, Nematoda, Chromadorea, Rhabditida, Trichostrongylidae.
AUGCACCACUACCAUUUCAAUUGGCACGACUAUGGUGGUACGGUGUCGAAAAUCAACUUCAAAGAAAACAAAAUUUAUCAGUGCGCUGCAUUCAAGAAAGAUAUGGUACGCCAUUCCACCGUUGUUCGCCGCUUUGUGUCCGACUAUAUUUCUAUCAAAGGGCAGGAACGUCCUGGACGCCCAUUAACCCUCAAGAUGAUGAUACGCAGCGCUUUGAUCUCAAACCCGAACAUAACCGCUCGGGUUUUGGCAACGGCACUCAGAUGCAGCAAAGCAACCGUCAGCAAUCGCCUUGCCUCUCUUCGUUUCCGCAAAAUUGUGUCUUGCGAAUUCCGUGAAACGGACCGGGCCGUCGUGUCAGAAUUUCUGAGCCAUUGCUUCUUCGUCCGCACAGGAAGGAUUUGUUGGUGGAAUUGUGAUGGUAUGCGCUACUACAAAUUUCUGGAAAGUGGCACUACUGUGAGAGUGAACAUGUACUCCAAUCAACUGCAGAAGGUGACCGAUACAAUCCUUCACAACUAUCCAAAACAACUUCAAAACUAUCUUCUGCACGACAACUCUCCCUCAAGUGGCAACAGAAGCUAG